GGAGCCAGGAAGAGGAUUCUGCUAACGGUAGCGAAGUGAGCAUAUUAGUCUUUGGCUCGGUUUAAAACAGAUUUGCUGUAGUUCAACACACACAUACACAAAAUACAGUCAAUUUGAAAUCGCAAGGCGCUGUUCAGGCGAUAAUGUGGCUGCGACGCAGAGUGGCGCCGUUCUUGUGCAUCGUGCAAAGUCUUGUGGCGCUGGCGCUCGGCUUCGUCGACAUGGAGCCCGGGCCGCAGACAACAAGCGGGGAGCGCUUCAGGAUCGAGGGCCGCGCGCUCGUGCACGGCGUCCGGCUGCAGGACUGGAUCUCCACGGCGCGCGUUCUGGUGGAGGGGGAGGAACACGUGGGGUUUCUGAAAACUGAUGGGAGUUUUGCAGUGAAUGAUGUUCCCCCAGGAUCCUACGUGGUGGAAGUUGUGUCUCCAACCUACAGGUUUGAGCCUGUCAGAGUGGACAUCACGUCCAAAGGGAAGAUGAGGGCACGGAUGGUGAACUACAUCAAGACCUCUGAGGUAGUGAGGUUGGUGUAUCCACUACAGAUGAAAUCCAGUGGACCUCACUCCUACUUUUUGAAACGAGAAACCUGGGGCUGGACAGAUUUCCUCAUGAAUCCGAUGGUUAUGAUGAUGGUCCUGCCUCUCCUUAUCAUUGUUCUUCUCCCUAAAGUUGUCAACACCAAUGAUCCAGAGAUGAGACGGGAGAUGGAACAGUCAAUGAACAUGCUGAACCCCAACCAUGAAUUGCCAGAUGUCUCGGAGUUCAUGACUAAGCUCUUUUCUAAGAGCUCUGGCAAGUCUGGAGGUAGCGGAAAGGGAGGCAAGAGUGGUGCAGUGAAAAGGAGGUAGUACCAUGCUUCAACCCUGGAACAGGAAUGCACUGUGGGAUGUCAUCAGAGAUUUUCUUUUCCAUUUUGUUUUCAGUGAAGUAUUACUUACUCAAGCCCUGUUUGUCCUUCGUCUCCAGCAAUGUUAAGGGAGAAAGGGAACAACAGUGGAUUCAAAUAAAUUGAUUGAUUGGCACUGCCUUUAAGAUUUUGAAUGAAUUUGAUUUUUUACAGAUGCCUUGUGGUUUUAAUUUCCAGUAAAAUGGGUCAGUCAUGUUUUUGACUGAUCACAUGUUCUGCUCCAGUGCAUGUUCUUCACUAAAAAUUUGCUUCUUGAAGCCCACUACUGUUAAAUAUUAAAUGUAAGUUAUUGUUAAUUUGUUUGUUCUGUAAGGUAGCUAUAGAUGUUUGUAUUUUAUUCUGGUUUUUGAAUUGAUCUAACUGUACUUCUGCCAUAUGUACUUGAAUGAGAGCUUAUAUAUUAUAUUCACUAUGUUUGUCAGUUGCCUGAUCUGGGAUUGAUAUCUUUGAAUUAAAUAAUAAAGCUUAUGGAAUUUUAACCUCAAAAGAAAAAUAAAGUUAUUUAAAUACUAAGGUUACAAAACUGCAGUGAGCUUAUCUGCUUUUGUUUUUUUCACAAAAGUUCAUUUAGUUAGCUGUUCCGAAUAUUUUAGAUGUCCAGCUAGUAUUUAACAUGUUAGAAUUUGACAUUUAAGGCUGACAGUGUGAGUUUGUCGCUCAAAUGCCUGUCCAGUGCUAGUGUGACACCAUGUGCACCUGGGAAUGGUCAGUUCCAGGCUUUUUCACUUUGGCUGGCAAGAAUGUGGUUGGCUCUAUCUUGUGCUGUACAUUGAAGUGCAAUACUAAAAAUAAAAAAAAAAACUGUGUUCAAUUAUUUACUACUAUAUUCAACAUACCAUUUUUAAUAGAGUACUCUGCAGAGCAAGGAUAUUCAUUUUACAAGGUCAGUAGUCCUGAAAAGGGAACAUGACAUGACUUCUGAUAUCUUCAUGAGCAUUUAGAGACAUGCUGGGCCCCUCUAGUUACUGUAGGAAGCUCAAAAGACCUAAGUGCAAAAACUAUAGUGUGUCAUCUGCCACAUUCUGCAAUCUGUCUGGCCAAACAAAAUAACUGGCUAACUGCAGCAAGAAUAUAAAGGCUCUCAUUUUUUUUUCACCCGGACCUAGAAAAGAGACAAUCACUUGAAGAUGGUGCUUUAUGUCAGCAGGCAUCUAUGGGUGUGAGAGAUAAACAUGAGCUCCUACCCUUGGCUCAUUUGGGAGUGAAGGCCAA
This is a messenger RNA of Scleropages formosus (Asian bonytongue), 2119 nucleotides long. RefSeq names its product ER membrane protein complex subunit 7b (gene emc7b). The coding region runs from base 144 to 848 and encodes 234 amino acids. Lineage: Eukaryota; Metazoa; Chordata; Actinopteri; Osteoglossiformes; Osteoglossidae. Gene Ontology annotation, cellular component: EMC complex. The transcript has 5 exons. The record is from RefSeq and is a predicted model, not a curated record. Gene Ontology annotation, molecular function: carbohydrate binding.